Messenger RNA from Myodes glareolus (Bank vole), 2672 nucleotides. NCBI's taxonomy places the organism in Eukaryota, Metazoa, Chordata, Mammalia, Rodentia, Cricetidae. The record is from RefSeq and is a predicted model, not a curated record.
CCAGCUUUCUCUUCUUUCUUGCCCUCCUCCAAUUGGGAGGUCUGAGAGGCAUUGCCCAAGAUUCCCUGGAGUGGCUGGAGGUGCUUCUGUGGAGACUUUCCGCAGCUGGGUCUUCUGAGACUGAGGUGGCCAGCCGCUGCACCUGAAGAGUAAGGAUGGCAAUGAACAAGGGCCCGACCCUGCUGGAUGGAGACCUCCCUGAGCAGGAGAAUGUUCUCCACAGAGUCCUGCAGCUGCCUGUGGUGAGCGGCACUUGCGAAUGCGUCCAGAAGACCUACAACAGCACCAAAGAAGCCCACCCCCUGGUGGCCUCUGUGUGCAAUGCCUAUGAGAAGGGUGUCCAGGGUGCCAGCAAUCUGGCUGCCUGGGGCAUGGAGCCGGUGGUCCGCCGGCUGUCCACCCAGUUCACAGCUGCCAAUGAGUUGGCCUGCAGAGGCCUGGACCACCUGGAGGAAAAGAUUCCAGCCCUUCAAUACCCUCCGGAAAAGCUCGCCUCUGAACUGAAAGGCACCAUCUCUACCCGCCUUCGAAGCGCCAGGAACAGCAUCAGCGUGCCCAUCGCAAGCACAUCGGACAAGGUCCUGGCCAGCUGCGAGCUUGCCUUGGGGGUGGCUAAAGAGACCGUGGAAUAUGCCGCCAACACCCGAGUGGGCCGAUUGGCUUCUGGAGGGGCUGACCUGGCUCUGGGCGGCAUUGAGAAGGUGGUCGAGUUCCUUCUGCCACCAGCCAAGGAGGAAUCAGCCCCCACUUCUGGACGGCAGAGGGACCCGAAGACUCCCAAGGCCAAACCAAGCCUCGUGAGGAGGGUCAGCACCCUGGCCAACACUCUUUCACGACACACCAUGCAGACCACUGCCUGGGCCCUGAAGCAGGGCCACUCUCUGGCCAUGUGGAUCCCGGGCGUGGCACCUCUGAGCAGCCUGGCCCAGUGGGGUGCGUCAGCAGCCCUGCAGGUGGUGUCCCCGCGGCGGCAGAGUGAGGUGCGGGUGCCCUGGCUGCACAACUUAGCAGCCUCCCAGGAUGAGAGCCAUGACGACCAGACGGACAGCGAGGGAGAGGAGACAGACGAGGAGGAAGAAGAGGGGUCAGAGGCUGAAGAGAACGGGCUUGGAGAGGUAACAGCCCUGCCCAACGCGAGAGGCCUCCUGGGUGGGGUGGUACACACCGUGCAGAAGACUCUCCGGAACACCAUCUCAGCAGUGACAUGGGCACCUGCGGCUGUGCUGGGCACGGUGGGAAGGAUCCUGCACCUCACACCAGCCCAGGCUGUCUCCUCCACCAAAGGGAGGGCCAUGUCCCUAUCCGAUGCCCUGAAGGGUGUUACCGAUAACGUGGUAGACACUGUGGUACACUAUGUGCCGCUUCCCAGGCUGUCCCUGAUGGAGCCCGAGAGCGAAUUCAGAGACAUCGAUAAUCCGCCAGCAGAGGUCGAGCGCAAGGGGUCCGGGGCGCGGCCAGCCAGUCCGGAGUCCGCGCAGCGUCCGGGUCAGCCUCGGGGUGGCUUGCGCAGCGUGCGGGGGCUCAGCGCGCCCUCCUGCCCGGGUCUGGACGACAGGGUGGAGUCGUCGGCGCGUCCCGGCUUCCUGGCCAUGCCCAGGGAGAAGCCUGCGCGCAGGGUCAGCGACAGCUUCUUCCGGCCCAGCGUCAUGGAGCCCAUCCUGGGCCGUGCACAGUACAACCAGCUGCGCAAGAAGAGCUGAGCGACCUGCGUCCCUGCUCGCCCCGGCGCCACCCCAUGGAAGGUUCGCCUCUCACCAAGGAAACAGAAACCACACUUCUAAGUGGGCCUCUCCGUCAGAUUGGCUCCUUGGAAGCCUGAGCUACAUCCCCACGAUGAUGCUGCACACAUCAUUUCUAAAGCAUCCUUUGGGGGCUUGGCCAUCACAGGCAGUUUUUAAGGGGCACCAGAGUAGCGGUCGAUUUUUAUUUCAUGGCUUUCUUUUCUUCCUUCCUUCCUUCCUUCCUUCCUUUCUUUGUUUCUUCCUUCCUUCCUUUCUUUUUUUUUUUAACUAAAAAGUAAUUGUUUAAUUCAAUUUCUCACUUCCGUGUCAAAAUUUGUGGCGAAAUAACACCUGACUGAUUCUAAAAUUCACAUUCUUUCUCUGUGAACAUGUAUUUUUUUGGUAGUGGGUUAGUUGACAAUUUCUUUUCUUUCUUUUUUUCCCCUCUUUCCUUCCUCUCUUUCCCCUCUCUCUUUCCUCUUCUCCUUCUCCCAAGUAGCACAGGCUGGGUCCUUCUCCAGUGCUAGGAGAUGCCCUCUCUGGUCUGCUCCCUCUGAAUGUCAGGAAUUCCUGGUGCUUUUUUAGCGCUGAGCCUAAGACCCUCUGAUAACCUGGCUCUCAGCACACCGCUUUGAAAUGAACAACGAGGUGCCAAAGCUUUUGUGCGCUUAUUUAGAUAGCAGUUCAGACUUUGCAUCUCUCUUGCCUGCACAGUGGAGCCUCGGGUCCGUGCCACGGCUCCUUCUCAUCACUCCUGCCUUCCACCUGUGUGGUCACUCUUGAAUGUUGAUACCCCCAGACGCUGGGAGCCGACAAUGGUCACCUUUAGCCUAACAGUGUAUACUAUAUAGAGCACAUACCCAUAGCCACCAUUCAUUCCAAAUCCCAUUUUUGGAGAAUAUCAGUAUUUGGUCAAUCUAGGGAAUUCAUAAAUAUACUUGUUCAAACAUU